Molecule: messenger RNA, 1006 nt
Organism: Eutrema salsugineum
Lineage: Eukaryota; Viridiplantae; Streptophyta; Magnoliopsida; Brassicales; Brassicaceae
Product: probable E3 ubiquitin-protein ligase RHC1A
Exons: 2
Coding region: 185-787 (200 amino acids)
Biological process (GO): protein ubiquitination
Cellular component (GO): cytoplasm
Molecular function (GO): ubiquitin protein ligase activity
Source: RefSeq, a predicted model, not a curated record
UGCGUCCGCCACAUGUUCCCUUCACAGAAGCUGUCUUUCAUCUUCCUUCGUCAAUAUCAUCCUCGACUCUGUUUUACGUAAAUGACUUUUCGUCUUCUUCCACGAGUUUCAUUUUGACUAUUUUAAUUUUCUCUCGUGCUUGGAGAUUUACGAGUUUUUCGGUCGGUUCAUUGUGUUCGGAUCCAUGACUAGCCGGAAAAACACACAUUGGUGUAAUACUUGUAGACGAGGGAUUCGUCUUCAAGGAGAAGGCAUGAGAGGAAGAGGUGAAAGAGGAGCUUGCAUUCACUGUGGAGACACCUUUCUUGAAAGGCUCUACGAGAAUGUUGAACUAAGCCCGUUCGAUUUUUUCGGAUUGGCCAUUGAAGAAGCUCGUAACCGUCGCGGCAACAACAGAAGAUCGAUUCUUGAAAACCAAUUAAGUUUUCAAGAGUUGUUUAACCGGCUCUCAGCACAAGACCGACGUGGUCCUCAACCAGCUUCACCAACCGCGAUCAACUCAAUGCAAAAGAUCAAAAUCAGUAAGAAGCAUCUCAGUUUAGAUCCGUAUUGUCCGGUUUGCCAAGACCGGUUCGAAACCGGAUCGGUAGCAAGAAAGAUGCCGUGUAAACAUAUCUACCAUUCCGAGUGUAUAGUCCCUUGGCUAGUCCAGCGCAAUUCUUGUCCAGUCUGUCGCAAAGAACUGCCACAAGAUCGGAAUAUUGGCCGGAAAAACCCGUUCUUGUAUCUGUGGCCGUUCAGAUCCUCUGCUUCGGCCUCAAACCACAAUGUAUCAGCUUUUCAUUGACUUGAUUUUGUCUCAGUCCAUAAUUUUUUUUUUGUUUUUUUGACAUCUCUCAGUCCAUGUAAAUGCAACAUGUAAUGUAUCUCUGUUCCUUUACUAUUGUUGUAUGUACAAAGGGUUUUGUAGCUCUCUACGAUUUGUACGUUGUAUCAAAACUUGAAAGCAUAAUGUUGCUGCUAGUGUGUCACUAGUGAAUAUAAAUUACACAAAUUUUACCGGCCA